AUGUUUUCAUCAGGUUUCUUGGACUCUAUUUCCAACAAUCCAUCAAACUGUUUGUGCACAGAAUCCCCUCUCGCCACAGCCAAUAAACACUCAGCCCAAAGACUUCUGAUAAAAGGGCUCGGAACGGAAGGAGUGCCAAGAGUGCCACGAGGAGCAGGAGAAGCGAGUGAGGGUCGCAGGGGGCCACAGAAGCGAGUAAUUCGGGCAAGCCAGGAGUGUCAUGAGCAGGAGAGCCUGGCAGAGUCGCCUCAACGGAGAAACAAGAAUGGAACACACAACAGGAAAUCCUUCACUGACGGACAUUCGCACCUUAUCUCGGAACCAUUCGUGACUGUCUGGUCAAGGUACGCUGCUUCAGCUCCUACUGGCGACAUCCCCACGCCUUCGCCCACCGCAGAGCUCCUUGUUUACCCCAAAUUCUUCCCCUGCAGUUGUUAUACGGCUAAAAGUGACGGGCCACCCCCUCCCAGGAUCUCCAAAACACUGCUUUUACGCAACGUUUUCGCGCUUAUCACUCAACAUGCGGUGUAUUCAGUGCCACUUUCGGAUCAGAACGAAAAUGGCGUCUCGGCGCAUGCGCAGAAGGGUCAUUUCGCGCAGCCUGUACGGUACGGACGCAUGGCUAUUGUGACAAAAUAUUCUCGAGCAAUAUUUCAGAUAUAAUUCCAAAUACAGAAAAAUGAGGAAAGGUAUGAUCUUAAUUCGUUUGACUUAAUGUUUCCCAUUUUUUCUUUUGAUG
Penaeus vannamei (Pacific white shrimp) is the source of this 739-nucleotide messenger RNA. The record is from RefSeq and is a predicted model, not a curated record. NCBI's taxonomy places the organism in Eukaryota, Metazoa, Arthropoda, Malacostraca, Decapoda, Penaeidae.